Punica granatum (pomegranate) is the source of this 2436-nucleotide messenger RNA. The record is from RefSeq and is a predicted model, not a curated record. Lineage: Eukaryota; Viridiplantae; Streptophyta; Magnoliopsida; Myrtales; Lythraceae.
AUGCCGCCGCUAAACAAAACGAUUAUAGAAAUGCUGCCGGGGUUCACAAAGGGGUUGAAAGAGGGUCCCUCGAUCUGUGAAGUAGCAGUCACGAGCUCCCCGCGUGGGAUCUUUUACAAAGAGAACCCUUUGCUGGAGAGCUAUAACCUGUUUGCCCUACAAAUCAUCUUGCUCGUCUUAGCUUAUCGAGCCGUCUAUUUCCUGCUGAGGCCUUUGAAACAGACCAAAUUCGUCUGCAGUGUCGUGGCGGGCAUCCUGAUAGGCCCCAACAUGUUGGGAAAGCUCCAUAUAUUCGGGGAGAGGGGCUUAUUCCCAGAAAAAGAACUCCUUAUAACGGGCACAAUGGGCGCCCUCGGGAUUGCGUACUUUAUCUUCCUUGUUGCCGUCAAGAUGGAUCUCUCCAUGCUCCGGAGGACCGCCAAGGAAGCCACAGUCAUCGGGACCUUGAGCGUACUCGUGCCCUUCGCGUGCACGAUCACAGCCACUUUCCUACUGCCAAUGAUGGGGAUGCAGAAGGACUUCUUUCGGUUCCUGUUUUCCGCUGGCAUAUCCGUGACGCGGUUCGCCAACGUUGCCGACGUGGCAAAUGAGUUGAACAUGCUGACUUCACAACAAGGCCAACUUUUGCUCUCAUCCACCAUGCUCAACGAGCUCUUCACAUGGACAGCCCUCGUCUCCGGGAUUUGCUACCGGAACCCUAACAACCCCCUAAUUCCGUUCUUGCUUCUCCUUUCCAUGCUGGGUGUUGGGAUCGUCACAGUUUCAGUUAAGACUUUGGCAUUGAAGAUUAUUGCCAAGGCCCCUAAGGGAGUACCGGUGAACGAGAGGUUAAUAACUUCAAUCUUGAUUAUAGCCCUGUGGAUGGCCUUUUUCACGAACCUGAUUGGGUCACUCCACGUUGGAAUGCUAGUCAUGGGCCUCAUCAUGCCAGAUGGGCCGCCUCUGGGCUCGGCGAUCGUCGAGCGGGCCGAGUACAUGGUGAUGGAGUUCUUGAUGCCCGUGUUCUAUGUUCAAGUCGGAUACGGCACCGACCUGUCCUCGUUCGAUGUGACGAAAUUCUGGGAGGUCACCGUUUUCGUCACUGUGAGCUUCGCUGCAAAGUUCUUAGCAACUCUGUUGGGAGCCCUCGCAUGUCGGCAAAAUCAUCGAGAUGCCUUGUUGCUUGCGCUUAUGGUGAAUGUCAAGGGCCCAAUUGACCUUUAUCUGUUCAUGCGUUGGAAAAUCAGUAAGAAUGUGGCACCACAUACUCAUGUGAUAUUGGUGUUGUCGAACGUCAUGGUAACUGCAUUAGUGACGCCAUUGAUAGAGAGGCUGUACAACGAUUGCCAGAAAACAAAUGCAUCAGAUAGACAGGGCAUGAAAGCGAUUCAGACAAGCUCGAUCAGCGCUGAAUUCAAGAUCAUGUGCUGCGUACACAAUGUGGAUAAUGUUCCUGGGAUCAUCUCCCUCCUCGAGGCCUCAAACGGGUCGACAUCCAGCAAGUUAUCUGCGGUAGUCAUCCACCUCAAUGACCUAGUGGGUCGGGCGGCUCCUCUCUUGGUCCGCAAUGACAAACUAAAAAGGAAUAUUGACAAGAACCAGUCCGACAAGGUCGCCCAUGAGUUCGAGACCUACACCCGGAAAUUGUACAAUCCGAUUGCCCUAACGAAUUUCACAUUGGUAGCGCCCUACAAGGCCAUGCACGAGAACAUCUGCCAUCUUGCGAAAACAGAGGGGACUACUCUCAUCAUCCUACCAUACAGGAAAGUCCAAGGUGAUGAGGCUGGCGCCUCUCAGGCGGUCGUUGCUCAGGCCACGGCCAUACGCAACCUCAACUGUGACAUGCUAGCCCACAAUCCGUGUGCAGUUGGUAUUCUAGCCAACAAGGGCUUGGGCCGCUGCCUAGGCCAUGACUCCUUUUCUUGCAAUGUUGCCGUGAUUUUUACUGGCGGCCAUGAUGACCGUGAAGCGCUUGCCUAUGCAACCCGAUUGUUGAUGCACUCGUCUGUGCGUGUGACACUGCUUAGGCUCAUCACGAGGUGGCAGCAGGUGUAUGCCGAAGAUAUGAUGGAGAAAAAGCUCGACAACCGAUUGGUAGAGGAGUUCAAGAUCAAGAAGACGGAGGACACUCGGGCGAAGUAUUAUGAGGAGGCCAUUGUGGACAUCUUGGGCUUAUUUAACGCAAUCCGUUCCUUGGGAGACCACUACAAUCUCGUGAUAGCGGGGCGACAAAGCCCUCAAAUCAUGUCAAUGUGCGACGAAUGGUCAGAUACACAAGAUAUUUGGGGCGGGAAUCCUGAACUUGGUAUCAUCGGCGAUUUCAUCGCUUCGGAUGAUUACAAUGAGAGCAAGAGUUCCGCACUGAUAAUCCAACGCUAUCCAAGCGAUGAUGUUGAUGUACAAAGUAAAAAACGCUACGUAAAGUAUGAAGAUGAGCGACAUCUGCUUGGUUAUUAA